GGUCAAAGCUGGUGCACUCUAUUUAGAAAUUUUUAAGAUGUCACUGCAAAGAGUUAGGUCAAGAGGAAGCGUCUCCAGAAACUCGGCUAGUAAUGCUCUCCAAGACUCGGACAGACUAAGGGGCACACCAUCAGAGGCUAUAGACAUUGGAUCACUGGUGAAGAGAUACAAAAGACUGGAAGAUCUCUUGUUUCCAUUCAAGGUUGUUUGGGAUGCAAGCCAUUAUAUCGUAAGAUGGGAGAACUAUCCAUUAACCGUCGCUGUUGUCUUUGUACUCUGUGUGCUCCUCUAUUAUCCCUCACUGUUCCUGGCAUGUCUGACAUUGCUAGCCAUUGCUGCCAUGGCAGUGGGCAAGUACUACAGUAUCACUAAGAGCCUCUCUCUUCUCAAGACCAGGGAACCACCUAACAUCGAGCAACUCAACCACGACUUACAAGAACUACAACACAUAGAGAGGGAACAGAAGAGCUCUCACUUAUUGCUACUAGAGUACAAGCUAAUAAUGCAGAAUGUUGAAAGAUAUUUUUUACUCCUUACCAAAUUUUUAGACUACUUGUAUAGAGUCUUCUUAUGGAAGUCUCCUGAAGUAUCACUAUGUGUCACUGUACUGCUCUGUUUGUGUUUUGUGCUGUUCUGCACUGUCUACCUGAGAUUGAUAGCUUGCUGUGCUCCAGUGCUAACACUCUGUCUAAACAGACACUUUCUCAAGAGAACAGUGGACCUGUGGAGGACAGCUGGACUCUUUGUGUACAGUCAUGUGAGGUUAAAGCGACAACCUGCUGAGAAUGAACUAGCAACCCCUAGCCACAAGCCAUGCAGCGAGAAUGGGAUAGCUGAAGAGGGAGAAAGAUCCAUUGAACUGAUGGCUAAUGGUCAGUGUGAGGAAACGGGAGAGGGCAGUCAGUUGGAAGAGGAGGUGGAGCUGGUAGCUUCAACUACAUUCGACACUGAGCAAUCCUCUGACCCGGCAGCUCCCAGGGACCUCCCUAGACCUGGCCGGACCACUAAUGUGCCAGUACGCUGUACGAAAUGUGAUGCACCGUUCACCUUAAUCAAGAGACGGCACGAUUGUGCCAACUGUGGCAACACAUUUUGUGGCUCCUGCACUGUUAAAAAGAAGAGAGCUUUUCUUGGAGCAACUGCUCCAGCAGCGUAUGAAAGGUCAGUACGAGUGUGCAAUGAUUGCAAAAGUACUCUCGAAACAGUAAUGAGAGAAGUCCAAUCUAGAGACACUAUAAUAGUGCUGUGAACAGAACAUAACCUUUCCUUCCUUCAUCUUUUGUUUAAUAAUUCUGUCCUACAUAGUCAUCUUUUUAAUGCCAUGCAUAUAUAGUAAUUUAUGAGUGCGUCAUAAUCAUACAAAAAAUGUCAUGAUAGUUAUUAAUAUCAAUAUGAA
Halichondria panicea is the source of this 1396-nucleotide messenger RNA. RefSeq names its product protrudin-like. NCBI's taxonomy places the organism in Eukaryota, Metazoa, Porifera, Demospongiae, Suberitida, Halichondriidae. Gene Ontology annotation, cellular component: endoplasmic reticulum tubular network. Bases 38 to 1249 code for a protein of 403 amino acids. The record is from RefSeq and is a predicted model, not a curated record. Gene Ontology annotation, molecular function: metal ion binding. The transcript is spliced from 12 exons. Gene Ontology annotation, biological process: vesicle-mediated transport; protein localization to plasma membrane; endoplasmic reticulum tubular network formation.